AACCACAGAAAGCUUGAUAGCGUCGACUUCAUAGACAAUAUGCUCCCUCCCAUUCCACAGGUACUCCCAGUGGUUACAGUGCAACCGACUCUAGGAGAGGUGUUGCACGAAGUCCAAGAGGGGAUCAUACCUUUCGAAAGGGUCUGGAUUUCUUGCUACAAGACCUCAGAGACAUCAGUCCAUGGAAAAUUCAUAGCGGUACUGGAUGAUGUCGAUCGAGACCUGGUAACUCUGUCCAAAGAGGAGCCAGGAAUUGAAUUCGACUUUAUCGGUAACGGGAAACACGGUCAUGAAUUUAAAGCGUCUUGUCCUUCCCUUGGAAUUCCUGAAACCAAAAUCCUGUUACCCAGUCAAGAGUACAAUAAACUUGAUCGUACAAACACGAAGAGACCCCAGCCCAUAACAGCAUUCGAUGUGUCUCCGGAUGUCUCGAGAUUUGCCGUAGGCUACGGGGAUGGGUCCAUAUUUGUGUACCCUACCUCGUCGAUCCCCGGGAAGCCAUCAUUCCUUCAGCACAAGCCCCCUGCAUCGCAAUCCAAGGUCUCGGCACGGCCUCAUGUCAGUGAGGUCACGACCUUGAAGUUCUUCCCUUCUUCUCGGGUACUUCUGACAGGCGGACUCGAUUUCUCCCUAUCCAUAGUGUCCGCUGAGCUACCGGACCCGGCGCCUAAUGCGGAACCUCAGAAGGUGGAACCCGUCCGAACGUUCCGUGGUCACAGUCGCUCGGUAACAGGGACGGCCAUCCUCGGACCAGGUCGCAAUUUCCUCUCAUCAUCAGCAGAUUCGACAGUCAAACUUUGGGACGCACCUUCAGGGACGACGAUCAACACCAUCUUUGCCUCUUCGCGCUCACCCAUCCUCUCCAUCUCACUUGGCAGCAGGCUCUCUCGAUACGGAGAUGCAACCACCGCAACGCAUCGUGAUGAGAGGGAAGCGCAGGAAGUCGCCGACAAGGGUGUGUUCUGUGGGCUAGGGAACGGGACUUUCGAGCUUCUGGAUCUUUCUACCAAAUCAUCGGUCUACCAGUCCCCGACCACAUCGACCGCGCCCAUAUCUUCCAUUGCCUAUUCCUCGAACAUUCACCUCCUAGCCACGGGCGCCGGCAAUGGUGUGGUUACCAUCUAUGAUGUGCGGUCGCUUGACCAGCCGUUAACUUCGUUCGUCAGGCAGGAGGGGGGCAUUACGGAUAUGGCGUUCUUAUCGUCAUCCAGGGGUCCGGGGGACUUUGGGCUCGCGAUCGCGACCAGUGACGGGCUUCCAUUUGCGACCAGGUUGGGCCCAGAUGGUUCGUUCGUCGUCGACGAGCUCGUUGGAGUGGACUGUGAUCCGGUACGCAGCGUUCGUGUGCGAAAUCAGGCAGAUGGGGAUGAAGUCUGGUUGGCGAGUGACGAUGGGGUGGUUAGGCGAUAUCGACAUACAUAA
Messenger RNA from Coprinopsis cinerea okayama7#130, 1422 nucleotides. RefSeq lists its product as hypothetical. The transcript has 3 exons. NCBI's taxonomy places the organism in Eukaryota, Fungi, Basidiomycota, Agaricomycetes, Agaricales, Psathyrellaceae. Bases 40 to 1422 code for a protein of 460 amino acids. Gene Ontology annotation, molecular function: protein binding. The record is from RefSeq and is a predicted model, not a curated record.